Entrophospora sp. SA101 is the source of this 2520-nucleotide messenger RNA. NCBI's taxonomy places the organism in Eukaryota, Fungi, Glomeromycota, Glomeromycetes, Entrophosporales, Entrophosporaceae. The record is from the annotation of a GenBank genome assembly.
AUGAUUGGUGCCGUACAAUUUCAAGAUCCAAAAAAUAAAAAAAGCAUCGCUGAAGUUCAAAUCAAAACUAUGGAAAGUAAAGAAAAAAUUUCAUUGUUGACUAGAUCUUUACAAAAAUAUAGACAAUUAUAUAUUGGUGAAGUGGAUGAUGAUGAAGAAGAUGAAACAGAAAGGGCAAGUAGAAACAUGCCUGGAUUACGUCGACCAAUCACAGGAAAACUAUCAAUACAAAUAAUCCAAGCACAUCAUAUUUCCCAUGUACCAAACAGAUCAAAUAAACCAUUAGACACUACUGUUUCAAUUAAAAUUGACGGAUCAAUAAAAGGUAAAACACGCAUUGCUCGUAAUGAUCGAUGGAAUGAGGAUUUUGAAUUUCAUGUGGAGAAAGGUAGUGAAAUUGAAAUCACAUUGUACGAUAAACCACACGAACAACACCAAGUCCCAAUUGGUCUUUUAUGGGUUAAAAUAUCGGAUAUUGUUGAGGAGUUAAGAAAAAAAAAAAUAGAGGCUGUCAAAAACGGUCCUGGUUGGGUUACUGCUUCAAAUGUCCAAUUUGAUAAUGUUCAAAGAUCACCCUCUCCUAAUAAUAAUUCAUUUAAUAAUGGUGGUGGUUAUGUAUCCGGUAGUAGUGGCGGGCAAACUCCAGAACCUAACUUGUCACCACAACAGGUUGCAAGCCUGCCUCAACAAGCUUCAGCUUUACCAGAUGGUAUUGAAGCCUGGUUUGAAGUUGAGCCAGCUGGUCAAGUUUUAUUAAAGCUUAAUUUUGUCAAAGAGAACAUUAAUAAGAGGCCCGUAGAUGCUGGACUUGGUCGUACGGACGCUGUUCGUAAAAAAAAAGGCGAAAUACUUGAACAGAAUGGUCACAAAUUUAUUCAACAACAGUUUUAUCAAAUCAUGAAAUGUGCUUAUUGUGAAGAAUUAUUUGUUACAGAAGGAUUUCAAUGUUAUGAUUGUAAAUUAACAUGUCAUAAGAAAUGUUACACAAAAAUUGUAACAAAAUGCAUUUCCAGAUCAAAUUCAGAGAUGGAUUCGGAUUAUAAACAACUUAAUCAUCGUAUUCCACAUCGUUUUGAGAAUCUUACUAAUAUUACUGGAAAUUGGUGUUGUCAUUGUGGUUAUAUGCUGCCAAUAGGAAAGAAAGGGUCAAAGAAAUGUUCUGAAUGUCAUAUUACUUGUCAUGCAAAAUGUACACAUCUUGUUCCUGAUUUUUGUGGUAUGCCAAUGAGAACUGCCAGUGAAAUGAUCGAUCAGAUCCAACGUGCAAGUGAUAGACUAUCAUCAUCAUCAUCAAUAUCAUCAACAACAUCAACAUCAACAACAUCAACAUCAACAACUUUAGUAGCUAAUGAUCAAUGGAACACACCUUCUCCUCAACAUAAACAACAACAACAACAACAAUUGUUAUUACAACAAUAUCAAUACCAGCAACAAAAUCCAUCAUCACAAAAUCCACAUCCCAUGGUUAAUCCUAAUCAAAGACUUUCAUCUGUUAAAUCUCGCAAAGUUGGUUUAGAUGACUUUACUUUUAUUUCUGUAUUGGGCAAGGGAAAUUUUGGCAAAGUUAUGCUUGCAGAAGAAAAAGUUACCAAGCAACUUUAUGCUAUAAAAGUUUUAAAAAAAGAGUUUAUCAUCGAAAACGAUGAAGUCGAAAGUACAAAAUCUGAAAAAAGAGUUUUCCAAACUGCUAAUCGUGAACGACAUCCUUUCCUACUUGGUCUUCAUUCCUGUUUCCAGACUGACACCAGAAUAUAUUUUGUGAUGGAGUACGUUAGUGGUGGUGAUUUAAUGUUGCAUAUUCAAAGGGAACAAUUCACUUAUAGACGAGCACAAUUUUAUGCAGCAGAAGUAUUACUUGCUUUAGAAUAUCUACAUAAACAUGGUGUCAUAUAUAGAGACUUGAAACUUGAUAAUAUAUUACUUACACUAGAUGGACAUAUAAAGAUCGCUGAUUAUGGUCUUUGCAAAGAAGAAAUGUGGUAUGGAGCCACUACAAAUACAUUUUGUGGCACUCCUGAGUUUAUGGCACCAGAGAUUUUGUUGGAAAAAAGAUAUGGCAGAGCAGUUGAUUGGUGGGCAUUUGGUGUUUUGAUUUAUGAAAUGCUUUUAGGUCAAUCACCAUUUCGUGGUGAAGAUGAAGAUGAAAUUUUUGAUGCGAUUUUAGAAGAUGAGAUUUUAUAUCCGAUAAACAUGUCUAGAGAUUCUGUAUCCAUAUUACAAAAGUUGUUGACUCGUGACCCAGAAAAACGUCUUGGAUCAUCUCAAGCAGAUGCAGAAGAAAUUAAGAGACAUCCAUUUUUUAAAGGUGUAAAUUGGGAUGAUAUGCUUUCAAAGAAAGUUGCGCCACCAUUUUACCCCACAAUUUCAUGCCCAACUGAUACUUCAAAUUUUGAUACGGAAUUUACAAACGAAGUGCCAGUAUUGACACCUGUUCAUACAAAGUUAAGCGCAGAUACACAAAAAGAAUUCCAAGGAUUUUCUUAUGUUUCAAAUUGGGUUCCUGAUUCUGAUAAACACUAA